AUGUUGGCUCUAAGUAUGAUUUACAACACGGAAGAUAUUCCUAUGGAUAACCUUCAAAGCCCUGACUCUUACAACAAAAUUGCACGGAGAGGUGCCAUGCUCAAAGUUGCAGAGGGCAGAGUGACCAUCAGAUGUGCUCAGGCGCUGUGCCUGUUAGCAUACUACAACUUCAUAGUGGGCAACAUCCCCAUGGCUGGCUUCGACAUAGCAACGGUUCAGAACAUGGUCCACCUCCUUCCGGGCAGCGAACGUAACCCAAGUAGCUCAGCAGUCUCGCAGGAUAAAUCACGACUAUUCUGGAGUAUUCAGUGCCUUAGCUCUUCCUGCGGCAGGCCAGUCCUAUUGCCUUCCAUACCAACCAGUAUCGACGCACCUCAAAUGCUCACGGUCGAGACCCGAGAUUCUCUAGGAAGCUGCAUUCCGGCUCCAAAAGCCACCGACUCUGGCUUAAGGGAGACUCUCGUUGACGUUUGGUCUCAGUCCCUAAAGAUUUGCGAGCUCUGGAGUGAUGUCAGACUCUACGUCGCCAAGUGCUUUGAAGGCCUAGCCAAACGUCCUUGGCAUCCGGACUCCGACUACACCAGACUUUGUUCGCGGCUGCUAGAGGUUGAAAUGAUCUGGCCGAUCUCUCUGAGCUAUAACGCAACAAAGUUCCCGGAGAUUUCUCCUUUGGAGGUAGAGAAUAACCGCAUGGAUUGGUUACCAUGGCUCAGGGUGCAGAUGACCUACCAUACCAUUCACUGCGUUCUCAAUCACCCAUCUCUGUAUACGGUCAUGGCUGAAACGCCAAAGAGUAGACUUGGAGGUGACUCAUUCUGGAGAGCAUCGUACCUGAAGGCUUUGAGACAUUGUACUUGGGUCUCGAGGUUGAUUCGAACAGCAGAGGAGAAGAGCCUUCGACUGGCCGAUCCUUUCUUUGCCCAGGCAGCGGCCAUUGCCAGUACAUUGCAUUUAUACUGGACAAGGACGAAUGAUAGUCAAUUGCAGGCCUCUUCUGUGAGAAACCUGGAAGUUUGCAGGAAUCUUGUGAGGGAGAUGGCGACAUGCUGGCCAGUAUGCAAGACAAUUGUAUGUCCUCCAACUUGA
Molecule: messenger RNA, 1086 nt
Organism: Fusarium musae
Lineage: Eukaryota; Fungi; Ascomycota; Sordariomycetes; Hypocreales; Nectriaceae
Exons: 2
Coding region: 1-1086 (361 amino acids)
Cellular component (GO): nucleus
Source: RefSeq, a predicted model, not a curated record